Odocoileus virginianus texanus is the source of this 3667-nucleotide messenger RNA. Lineage: Eukaryota; Metazoa; Chordata; Mammalia; Artiodactyla; Cervidae. The record is from RefSeq and is a predicted model, not a curated record.
CAAAUUUUUUCAAUUAAGAAUGCGUAUCUUAUUCAAGACCUCAGAAGCACAUUGAGAUUUUUUUUUCCUCCUAGGAAGUACGUUUCUUUGAACUGCCUCCCCUCCGAAUGUGUGACUAACUGUGUCUUGCUGUUGCAGGCGGACAUCUGGUCCCUGGGCAUCACAGCCAUCGAGCUUGCCAAGGGGGAGCCGCCGCAUUCCGAGCUGCAUCCCAUGAAGGUCCUAUUCCUCAUCCCAAAGAACAACCCCCCGACGCUGGAAGGGAACUAUAGCAAACCCCUCAAGGAGUUCGUGGAGGCCUGUUUGAACAAGGAGCCGAGCUUUUCCCUCCCCAUGGAGCUGGUGCCCACUCACGGGCGCACCUGGGUUUCUGUGUUAAGGGAGACGGACACGGAUGGCCAGGCUUCCGGAGGCAGCGACUCGGGGGACUGGAUCUUCACGAUCCGGGAGAAGGAUCCAAAGAGUCUGGAGAAUGGAGCACUCCAGCCGUCAGACCUGGAAAGAAACAAGAUGAAAGACAUCCCAAAGAGGCCUUUCUCUCAGUGUUUAUCUACGAUUAUUUCUCCGCUCUUUGCAGAGCUGAAGGAGAAGAGCCAGGCGUGCGGAGGCAACCUGGGGUCCAUCGAGGAGCUGCGCGGGGCCAUCUACCUGGCGGAGGAGGCCUGCCCCGGCAUCUCGGACACCAUGGUGGCCCAGCUGGUGCGGAGGCUGCAGAGAUAUUCUCUAAGUGGUGGAGGAACUUCAUCCCAUUGAAAUCCCUUUGGCAUUUGGGGUUUUGUUUUUCCUUUUAUUUUUUUCCUUCUUCACCCUCUUCCUUUUCAAAACUCAACGAGAGCCUUUGCUGACUCCGCUGAAGAGGCGCACCAUCGGGGGGCUGUUCCCGCCGCAGGGUCGCCUGUCCAGGGCCCCAUGGCCCUUCCCUGCUGGCCUGGGGCCUGAUAGACUACGGAUGGGGUGGGGGAAGGCCAGCUCCUCCAAGCGAUUAUUUUAUUAUUCUCGUUUUUAAUUUUAACCAUAGUGCACAUAUCAAGGAAAAGUGUCUUUGAAAACAAAAAUAAACCCUGAAAUGUAUAUCUGGGAUUAUGAUAAGGCGACUGAAGAAAUGAAACCUCAGGUAUCCUGCUUUACAUUGAUAAGCACCCCGCCCCUCCCCGUCCCCCACCCCAGGAGAUGGAGAAAUCGCUCUGGUGGAUCAGUGUACAGACUUGUAAAUAGCGUCAUUUUUACGGAAAACCCUUUUGGCGUGCAUAGGAAUCACUGUGUACACAUCGGCCAAGUGCUUCUGUAGAUACCGUCAGUGGAGUAAAUAUUUGACAGGCCAUAACUUGAGUCUAUUGCCUUGCCUUUAUUACAUGUAAAUUUUGAAUUAUGUGACCAGUGAUUUGGGUUUUAUUUUGUAUCUGCAGGGUUUGCCAUUAAUAAUAAUUAAAUGCCCCUCUUCGGGAACACUCCCUCUGUUUGUACCUCAGCAAAUGCGGAUUUUUUUUUUUCCUCCUGCGUGCCCUAUGACCCCUUCGGUACACUUAGAAGUUGAUUUUCCUGUUUUCAUUGAUGGUACUAUUUCUUAGUGUUUUAAAUGGAAACAUAUCGCGCCUCAUGAAGCUUUAAAUUAUUAUUUCAAGUUUCUCCCCGAUGAAGCGUCCUCGUCUCACUUUCACUGGAGUCGUGCCCGGCCCGUGUCCCGCGCCAGCCGGCCCGUCCUCCCAGUAGGGUUUUCUGUUGCACCUUGUAGUGAAACCUGCGUAUCAUCUUUCGAAACCUCAUGUCUGAAUGCUUUCACAAAUAAAUUUUAUAACAGGAUUUUUGCAUACUCUCCUUGGAACGUGACUCUUUAAGAGGGGGCAGUGUGCCUGCCAUGUGUGUGUGGGGGGGUGUGUGUGUGUGCGCGGUGUGCGUGCGCACGUGCGUGCACUCAUGAGGCUCCAGGAAGAAGUGCCCAUGUUCAAGCUGCAGAAACGUCCAGGUCAGCUCCCUAUGCAACUUUUAAAAACGGUCCCCUGAAGAGAUGCGUGACUACUGCUGGCUGGUAAAACUGUUCCGUCUUCCGAGUCAUUUGCUUCCUUCCUUAAAGGAGUGGAUGUCCACCAGUUGGUUAGCCAGGUGUUUCUGUACUUUCUCAGCCUGUGGCAGGGGUCUCUGGGGCGGAAAGUUGAGUUCUUGCUGUGAUUCUUGACCGGUCUGAGUUACGUGUGACAUUCUUGUGUAUUUGUUGAUAGGAGUCAUAGUCCACUCUUGCUGGAGUAGCAGUUCUUGACGUGGAAUCCAAGGCUUUUUGGAAGGAGGGAAGUUACUGGGUAAACUUGAGGACAGGUCAGUUAUCUGCAGGCCCAGUGGCCUGGAAGUCACCGGGAGAGGCCGCUGAGGGGUGCUUCUUGUUCAUUUGGUAGUGGAACGGAGCUAGUUUCUAAAACUCUAAAAUUGUCGUGAUUUGUUAAAUUAAAAGUAGAUUUGGGUUGUUAAUUUCCGUAAAGGAUACAUUUUGGUUAGGAGACAUAGAACCAAAUUGCGAAUCGUCCUUGUGCAAAUAUGUUAAACUGGAAGAAUUGAGAGUAUUUCGUUUUGUGUUUUGGAGAGUGUUAUGAGGGGUCUGUCUCUUCCCCCACGUGAGGCAUAAGCCACAGUUGAGUUUCGUCUGCGGCUGGAGAGAAGCAUCAGAGGACAGAGCCGUGUUCCCCCAGGGGUGUGCCGCUCAGCUAUCUCGAGAGCCCCGUCACAGCAGCUUUCUGACCUCGGGUUCUUCAGACCCGCAUACAGACAGUGGUUUCAAGACCAGACACUGAUGUGAGUGAUGGUGACGCUGACCGGGUAGAUGGGGCUUGGCAAGGUGGUGUGACCGGUUAGCAGACAACCAGUUAGCAGUCACUGGUGGACAGCAACGCACAUCUCCCAGGUCAAAAGGCCAACUGCUCUGGGGUUUGGUUGGAAAUGUCUUCUGUUGAUGGGCUUCUCAGGGUGUGGGGAAGCCAUGUUUUGACCGGCUUUGGAAAGUGGGUUCACUUCCCCUCUUUGCUUUCUGUAGGCAGAGUGUCUUGUUGAGUCAAGGGGGGCUAGCGUUGGUCCAUGUCAGGUUGUUUGUUAAAAGACCAGGGAUCAGAGCUCCAGCAGGACCCCCUCGGGCCUGUGAACGGCAGGUGGUGGUCAGCCAGACCCGUGAGCUCAGCACCUGUGCAUGACCACCACACCGGAGCGUCUGGCUGGUGACCCCCAGCGGUCAGCGGCCUGUCCACCCACACACACUGCAGAUGGCAGGGGUGCCCACACGGAAGCACAGCCGGCCUUUUGGAAGUGGAGGCGGUGGGCCAAUCGUGGCUGGUGGCUUACACUUUGCAAAGUUGUGUCUUCUGUGCGGGCUGCACCAUCGUGGUCUGGGGGCCUUGGGGUCAUCUCGCUGUAACCAAGUGCCACCCACCUUCCCAGUCUGACGGUUUUGUUCAACGGGUCUUUUGAAGCGUUUCGUUGGGUUCUUUAUGCGGCAUUUUGUACCUUCCUUUUGGCAAAACAUGCGGUCUAUUUAUAAGCAUUUUUAUAUUUUUCCUUCCUUAAAAAAACAUGGCUUCUGUAUUUCUGCUAUAAAAUAAUGGCAAUAACGGGGGAGUGCUGCUGCAAGGCGUGUUCUUAAGCACAGGGCUUGUAUCGUGCGAGGGUCAAUAAAGUUCACAGAAACAAA